UGGAACUGAUGGGAGUGGCUCAAACCCCGGUCUCUUCAAGGGUCUGAGCCACUGGUCCAAGCACGGAGGACAAUAGAAUUUGCGACUUGUCUUGUAAUGGCAGGUAGCUUUGACGACAGACAGUGGAACACAUUUGUGGCCACCAAGUGGCCACACAAUCUUUUCGCGUAUGCGAUUCGAUUCGAUCUGGCAGAUCACGCUGUUUCUAUUCUCUGCACCUGCAUGGUGGUAUGGAGGACCAUAUGUUCGCAUAUGCUUAUUGUAUUUUCGGUAUCGGUUCUGUUACAGUAACAAUGGCGUUCUGGAUAUGUAACUAUAAUUACAGGCACGUCAUGCUCACAUGGUAGUAGUCUGAGAUGCGGUGGUCAAACGUAGGGAGACCACAGGUCUCACUGGCGUUUAGAUAAGAUCACAGAAUUGCUGGACAAGUGGCCCUGUGGUUGGAACGUCCCCCAUGUCAAGAAGUCACAUGGCAAGAUGGCCGAGCGGU
Serpula lacrymans var. lacrymans S7.9 is the source of this 490-nucleotide messenger RNA. RefSeq lists its product as uncharacterized. Bases 97 to 291 code for a protein of 64 amino acids. NCBI's taxonomy places the organism in Eukaryota, Fungi, Basidiomycota, Agaricomycetes, Boletales, Serpulaceae. Gene Ontology annotation, molecular function: zinc ion binding. The record is from RefSeq and is a predicted model, not a curated record. The transcript has a single exon.